ACGGAACGCCUCGUUUGCAAAGAUCCGGCGGAUGGGCCAGGCCGGGAGUCCGGCUUCAGGCUGAGCACCUCGCCGCCGCCAGGACGCUUACGUGCGUCCGUGCGUCCGUGCGUGCGUGCGCGCGCCUAUCCCCCCUCCCUUCCCCUCCCCUGCGUGACAUCAAAAGCCCUCCGCUGUAUAAAGGCCGAGCGGAGCGAAGGGACCGAGGAAGGCCGAGACGGCGAGCGAAGCGGCGCGGAGUGGCUAACCGGUCGGGGACUGGUGUGGAGGCGCCCAGGGGCCCGCCGUCCGCCCAUGGCUUCGUAGCGCCAGGCACUCGCCAUGAACGUGGUGGGGAGCUAUCAGGGCCACCCGCACCCGCACCAUCACCCGCACAGCGCUUUGCUCCACGAGCCGUUUCUCUUCGGGCCGCCCCCGCCGCCGCCGCCCCCUGCGCGAUGUUUCUCGGCGGCUACGGCCGCGGCCGCGGCCGCCGCAGCGUCCGACCGACCCUUCGCGCAGGGCUGGCUGUUGAGUGCAGCGUCGGCCGAGCUGUCUCCGCCGCCUCAGCCGCCGCUGCCGCCGCCGGAACUGGUGUGUGCUGCGGCCGGGCUGACCUCCUCGGCUUCGCCCUCUUCGUCCUACGGCAGCAGCCCCUCGGAGCUGGGCGGGCGCCUGGCGGGGAGACGGCGGGCCGGCCCCGCGCCUGGAGCCCCGCGCAAGGAGCGGCGACGCACCGAGAGCCUGAACAGCGCCUUCGCCGAGCUGCGCGAGUGCAUCCCCAACGUGCCGGCCGAUACGAAGCUCUCCAAGAUCAAGACGCUGCGCUUGGCUACCAGCUACAUCGCUUACCUCAUGGAGGUGCUCGCCAAGGACGGGCCGGCCGCCGAGGGCUUCAAGGCCGAGCUCAAGAAGGCCGAGCCCCGCGAUGCCAAGAGGAAGCGCGAGCAGCCGCAGCCCGUGGGAUAUUCUCAUGCUUUAGGUCAAGGCGAAAAAAGGCUUAAGGGCAGGACUGGGUGGCCUCAGCAGGUCUGGGCGCUGGAACUGAAUCAAUGACCCUGUGGAGUUCCUGCUGCGACGAAGAAGAAUCUGAACAACUGCGGUCGCGAACCGAAGCCGACGGGACGGCCCUGCGGGGCUCUUCGCAUCUCGCCUUCUUCCUCGUUCCUGCCGCGCCAAAGAGCAGCCGUGCGGCUCUUCCCUUCAUUUGCUUUCGAAACGUCGGAGGGCCUGUGCAAUGUCGGAGCCGCGGUGAAGAAUACUAUAACCCUACAAGAGGAGAAGGAGGAGGGGGAGGCCGAAAACUAGCCUGCAACGCCUUGGCUGGACUCGGAUCCGAACCCGUUCAUACACACGUGCUUCACUGUCCGUGCAACUCUCUACUUUCUGGGAACCUCGUCGGAGAGCCAAGCGUUUGUGUCUUCCCCCUUCCCCUCCCUGUUUUAAAUUUGUCGGUACCAGGGUGCGUCGUCCUCAGCGUGUUAACUCUUUCGGGGAUUGGGGAACAUCUGAAUAGCGAUUCGGGAUGGCCCAAGCGCGAGAGCCGAUCUCCCUCCUUUAAAACAAAGCAAAACAAAACAAGGAAACCUCACAGCCCUAAAAGAGUGGAUGGAGGCGGAGGAGUGACUUUCCAACGACCUGCUUGGAUUUCUUGGACGCCGCUGAUUUCCGUGCUUGGAGAAGGCGAGGACUCCAAUGAGCAACGGAAAAGCCGCCUGGGCAACCUAUCCUCGGAAGGAAGGGAGAAGGGGGGGGCGCAACGCGGGACCGCCGUUCCUCGUCAAGCAACAGGGCUGCUCUUCGCCUGUCCCUGGAUUUCGCCAAACAGCGAUCCAAACAGCUCCCCCCACAUUUCGUCACCGCGGCAACCUUCCCUCCCAUCAUCCCCUGCUGCCACUGGCCGCGCCGCUCGCUCAUGAUGAGGAUCGCCCCUUUUCGCUUCGGCGGGCCCAGGUAGGGGAAGACUCUGGGCACCCGCGCCCGUUCCCGGCUCUCCUCGGCCCUUCCUGCAGCGCCAGCGCCUCGGCGCAGAAGGUUCUAGUCAGAGGCUCUCGGUUCUGAAGCCGAUCCAGCUAAAACUGGCGCCGUCGCCCAUCUGAGAUUUGGAUCUGGGCGUGGUGGCGGGAACGGCUCGGGGGUUCCCGCUUUUCUGAAGGAGGCGGGAAACGUGCCCGCUCGGCCACAGUUAAGCACUUUCUAACCUCCCAUUGAUUUCAGCAGAAGAGUUAAGCACAUUACUAUAAUCCUCCCGUUGAAAUCCAUGGGGCAUAACCAUGCUUCCCUUUGGCUGGACUGUGCUUAGUGCUUUGAAAACAUGUAAAUAAGCAAUACACCGAAGUCCUCCUUUCUCCCUCCCCGUUUUUUGCUCUCCCUCCCUCCCUCACCGCCCACUCUCAUCCCCGUUGUUGUUUUUUAUGUUGGAUGUAUUUAAACUACCUAUGUGAGUGAAUUUGAUACAUUGUACCGGGUUUUCUACCUCAAAUCUGUAUGACCACUUCCUAAGAGACAGGUUUGCCAAGUCAAGUAUUUAUGAGGAUUUUAAAAUAUUAAUAAUAAUAAUAAUAAUAAAGAAAAGCUUUAUGGAAAAAAAACAACACACCACCUCGCCUCUCUCCCUUCUCUCAUGACUUGUUGUUGGGGUACAGAAAGGCAAGCCUCAGGUUAGGCCUGGCCUUAAUUCCUAGGGUGUUUAUUGGGGAACCAGGAAAUCCCAAUUAUACAAGAAAGCUUGGUUAGUUUCAAGGAGCAGGGGAGGAAGCCAUAAAGAUGCCAAAGCCAAACUAACUUAAAGAAAUGGGUUUGCAAAAUUUGCGCAGGUUGUCAGCACAACUCCUUCUCUUCCUC
Crotalus tigris (Tiger rattlesnake) is the source of this 2823-nucleotide messenger RNA. It is a transcript of the gene HAND1, whose product is annotated as heart and neural crest derivatives expressed 1. The record is from RefSeq and is a predicted model, not a curated record. Bases 322 to 1035 code for a protein of 237 amino acids. Gene Ontology annotation, molecular function: protein dimerization activity; RNA polymerase II transcription regulatory region sequence-specific DNA binding; DNA-binding transcription factor activity, RNA polymerase II-specific. The transcript has 2 exons. NCBI's taxonomy places the organism in Eukaryota, Metazoa, Chordata, Lepidosauria, Squamata, Viperidae. Gene Ontology annotation, biological process: regulation of transcription by RNA polymerase II; heart development.